Limanda limanda (common dab) is the source of this 2574-nucleotide messenger RNA. Its product is annotated as extracellular calcium-sensing receptor-like. The coding region runs from base 67 to 2574 and encodes 835 amino acids. Gene Ontology annotation, molecular function: G protein-coupled receptor activity. Gene Ontology annotation, biological process: G protein-coupled receptor signaling pathway. The record is from RefSeq and is a predicted model, not a curated record. Gene Ontology annotation, cellular component: membrane. The transcript has 10 exons. Lineage: Eukaryota; Metazoa; Chordata; Actinopteri; Pleuronectiformes; Pleuronectidae.
GCCUUCGAUUGGAUAUCAGUGAACUCCUCAUCCUGUAAGCUAAGGAGGCAGUUUUAUCUCAAUGGGAUGCACAAGCCUGGUGAUGUGAUUCUGGGUGGGUUGUUUGAAGUCCACUACACCUCCGUAUUCCCUGAGCUGACGUUCACCUCAGAGCCGACUCAGCUCAGCUGCCAGGGCUUUGACCCUCCAGGCUUCAGACAUGCCAUGACCAUGGCCUUUGCUAUUGAGGAGAUCAACAGAAGCACUGACCUGCUGCCUAAUGUGACUCUGGGAUACAGUCUGUACGAUAACUGUGCCACGCUGGUGAUUGGAUUCAGUGCCGCAUUGUCUCUGGCCAGCGGACGAGAGGAGGACUCUCUGCUUCAGGAGGCCUGUGUGGGGCCUCCUCCAGUCCUGGGGAUCGUGGGCGAUUCCUUCUCAACGUUUUCUAUUGCCUCCUCUGAUGUGAUAGGUUUAUUCAAACUGCCCAUUGUGAGUUAUUUUGCCACGUGUUCCUGCCUGAGUGACCGUCAAAGAUUCCCGUCCUUCUUCAGAACGAUACCAAGUGAUGCUUUUCAGGUGCGUGCCAUGAUUCAGAUACUCCAACAUUUUGGCUGGACGUGGGCAGGCCUGCUGGUCAGUGAUGAUGACUACGGACUCCACGUUUCCAGAUCUUUUCAGUCUGAAUUGGCUGCGUCCGGUGGAGGUUGUCUGGCCUACACAGAGAUCUUACCCUGGGGUGACGACCCAGUCGAACUCGGGAGGAUUGUGGAGGUGAUGAAGAAAUCCACAGCUCGUGUGGUCAUCGUGUUUGCACAUCAGAUCCACAUGAUACAGUUAAUGAAAGAGGUGGUGAGGCAGAAUGUGACAGGCCUGCAGUGGAUGGCCAGUGAAGCCUGGACAUCAGCUGCUGUGCUGCAGUCCCCCGACCUCAUGCCGUACCUGGGCGGAACACUGGGCAUCGCCAUCCGUCGGGGAGAAAUACCAGGACUCAGGGACUUCCUGUUACACAUCCGUCCUGACAGAGAAGACAACACUAACAAUGGAAAUAGCAUGGUGAGACAGUUUUGGGAACACACAUUUCUGUGUAGAUUUGCUCCAGCUCCGGCAACUUGGAUGGAAGCAGCAGGAGCGUUGUGCACUGGGGAUGAAGACAUAGAGAAUGUGGAGACAGAGUUUCUAGAUGUCUCUAACCUCCGGCCUGAGUACAAUAUCUACAAGGCAGUGUAUGCUCUGGCGUACGCGCUAGAUGACUUGCUGCGCUGUGAGCCAGGGGGAGGACCUUUCAGUGGCCACAGCUGUGCUGCUGUGCAAAGCCUGCAGCCAUGGCAGCUUAUGUAUUACUUGGAAAAGGUCAACUUCACCACAUCAUUUGGUGAUGAAGUGUCAUUUGAUGAAAACGGCGAUGCCUUACCGAUCUAUGACAUCAUGAACUGGCAGUGGCUUCCUGAUGGAGGAACUGAAGUUCACCGUGUGGGUGAGGUUAAGAAAUCAGCAACUAAAGGUGAAAAACUCACACUUCAUGACCAGAAGAUCUUCUGGAACUUUGAAUCCAAACAGCCUCCUCGGUCAGUCUGCAGUGAGAGCUGUCUUCCAGGAACCCGCAUGGCCAGAAAGAAGGGGGAACCUGUGUGCUGUUUUGACUGUGUCCCUUGUUCUGAGGGAGAAUUCACGGAUGAAACAGACUCCAUGGAGUGCAGCAGCUGUCCAGAGGAUUUUUGGUCCAGCCCCCAGCGUGACCAUUGCGUUCCAAAGAAAACAGAGUUCCUCUCCUACCAUGAGCCUCUGGGUAUCUGCCUGACCACCGCCUCCCUGCUGGGCACGAUUUUCUCUGCUCUCGUCCUGGGCAUCUUCAUCCAUCACCGCAGCACCCCCAUGGUGCGUGCAAACAAUUCAGAACUCAGCUUCCUACUCUUGGUUUCACUGAAAUUAUGUUUCCUUUGCUCUUUGUUGUUCAUCGGACGACCCAGACCAUGGACGUGCCAGCUGAGACAUGCAGCGUUUGGCAUCAGUUUUGUGCUUUGUGUGUCGUGUAUCCUGGUUAAAACCAUGGUGGUGCUGGCUGUUUUCAAGGCCUCCAAGCCAGGAGGGGGAGCCACUCUGAAGUGGUUUGGCUCAGUGCAGCAGAGAGGGACAAUUCUGGUUCUUACUUCUGUUCAAGCAGCAAUCUGCACUACCUGGCUUGUGUCUGCCUCACCAGCUCCUAAUAAAAACACCCAGUACCACAAUGACAAGAUAGUGUAUGAGUGUGUAGUCGGCUCCACGAUCGGCUUUGCAGUGUUGCUUGGCUACAUUGGAUUACUGGCUGUGCUCAGCUUCCUGUUAGCUUUUCUGGCGAGGAAUCUUCCCGACAACUUCAACGAGGCCAAACUCAUCACUUUCAGCAUGUUGAUCUUCUGCGCAGUGUGGCUGGCUUUCAUCCCUGCUUACGUCAACUCACCAGGCAAAUACGCAGAUGCAGUGGAGGUAUUUGCCAUUUUGGCCUCUAGUUUUGGCCUCUUGGUGGCGCUGUUUGGACCCAAAUGUUACAUCAUCCUAUUGAGACCAGAGAGGAACACAAAGAAAGCCAUCAUGAGUCGAGGCCACACAAAGUAA